CUCUCUCUCUCUCUGCAACAACAAGCUUUCUCUCUCUAGAACCGUCGGCCGAACGCUUUGCUCGGAGAAGGAGCGAGAGCGAGAGCGAGCGCGAGGGAGGAGGGAGGUGGUGAACGAUGGCGUCGUCAUCGGGCUCCGGCGAGGCGGCGACGGAGAGGAGGGGGAUACCGGGCGCUCAGUUCGUGGAGGACGUCCAGACCUACCUCGCCCAAGCCGGCCUCGACGCCAACUCCGCCCUCGCCUUCCUCCAAGAGCGGCUGCAGCAAUACAAGCUGGUGGAGAUGAAGCUUCUGGCUCAGCAGAGGGAUCUUCAGGCAAAAAUUCCUGAUAUUGAGAAGUGUUUAGACAUAGUCGCUACUCUACAGGCCAAGAAGGGUUCUGGUGAGGCACUCCUUGCUGAUUUUGAAGUCUCUGAAGGCAUAUAUUCACGAGCUCGCAUUGAAGAUACUGAUUCAGUAUGUUUAUGGCUGGGAGCAAAUGUUAUGUUGGAGUAUUCAUGUGAAGAGGCCACAGCUCUUCUACAAAAGAACUUAGAAAAUGCUAAAGCAAGUUUAGAAGUUCUUGUUGCUGAUCUACAAUUCUUAAGGGACCAAGUAACAAUCACACAGGUUACGAUUGCUCGUGUGUACAACUGGGAUGUUCACCAAAAGAGAAUCCGUCAAGCUGGUGCUCCUGCCAAAGACUCUUAAAGGAAUCUUUUCAACUCGAAUCAUGGUAGCAGAAUGUGUACUUCUAUAUGAGAGUACAAAUUUUACAAAUUUGAUCUCCCAUUUUCAACUAGGUGAAUGAACUGUGUAUUGCUUUGUGAUCGUAUGGUUAGAUUUUGACAUCAAGUGAUUUUGGUUAGGUUCAGUGAGAUUUACUGCAUUACAAAAAGCUUUUCAUGUAAACGAUUUUGAUUGAGAACCUCUUGGGCUUGAGUUUUCACUUUUUGUAUUUUGAGUUAAUAUAUGGUCCAUCUAUUUGGUCUCGUUUCA
Molecule: messenger RNA, 977 nt
Organism: Syzygium oleosum
Lineage: Eukaryota; Viridiplantae; Streptophyta; Magnoliopsida; Myrtales; Myrtaceae
Product: prefoldin subunit 3
Exons: 6
Coding region: 117-689 (190 amino acids)
Biological process (GO): tubulin complex assembly; microtubule-based process; protein folding
Cellular component (GO): prefoldin complex; cytoplasm
Molecular function (GO): tubulin binding
Source: RefSeq, a predicted model, not a curated record